Messenger RNA from Hippocampus comes (tiger tail seahorse), 689 nucleotides. Its product is annotated as cysteine-rich secretory protein LCCL domain-containing 1-like. The record is from RefSeq and is a predicted model, not a curated record. NCBI's taxonomy places the organism in Eukaryota, Metazoa, Chordata, Actinopteri, Syngnathiformes, Syngnathidae. The transcript has 4 exons. The annotation marks the transcript as partial.
UCAAAAUGUAACAUUCUCUUUGUCUCUCUGGGCAGGAAAUAUCAGAGUGCCAAUUCAUUCACAGUAUCCAGAGUAGCAGUGAAAUCAAUCACCUGCGAGACCACAGUUGAACAACUGUGUCCUUACCAAUGGCCUCCAAAGCAUUGCCCGAGGUUAUACUGCCCAAGGAACUGUUUAGAAGAGAACUCGCACAUCUCCAGAGUCAUCGGCACCAGAAUAUACUCUGAUAAAUCCAGUAUUUGCCGCGCGGCGGUCCACGCUGGGGUCAUCAGGAACGACGCGGGCGGUUACAUCGACGUGAUGCCGGCAGACAAGCGGAAACUCUACACCGCCUCCAGCCAAAAUGGCGUCGUCUCAGAGAGGUAGUUGAUGUUUGUCGAGCUUCAAUUCAUGCCCGGUGGUGUUUCAGGACUUAGGAUGAGAUCUCAACACGUAAAAAGAUGGUAGGGAAAUCAAAGUAGCCAAUGUAGUGCCUUGAAAUGAAUUCAAAAGUGUUGCUUGGAGAGUUUUGCAUGUUGGAGUAGAAACUGAUGGCUCUCAGGUAAAGUGAGCACUUUCUUUGCCCACUUCUCUCCUUCGUGAAUUGAAUCGUUUCAAGGUACAGGCAGCUCAUAACUUCUCCUGUUGUUCCUCUGGGAGAGCGGUAUGCGGGCCUCUUGCUUAGAAUUAUUCAUUUCUUGGCAAUUACA